AUGAAUGAAUCCAACUCAAAAACACAAAAUGCCAUCAAGACUGACCUUCAACUACUGCUGGAGUGUCUGAAGUAUCAGAUGAAAUGUCCUGAUUCUCAGAAACAAGCUCUUCUCACCAUUUACUCCAUCUGCCAACGGAAUGAUGAGUGUGUGGAGUUACUCAGAGAUAUGGGUGGGAUCGUGUUUGUGUAUAAUCUCUCCAGAUCCAGUCCCUACACAAAGGUCAAAGAGACGGCACUCUUUACCCUCAGUGCCAUGGCAGAAACCAGGGAAAGCUGUAAGCAAGACUUAUGUAGAAUGGAGAUGUUUUCAGACUUGGCUGCAUAUCUAAAACAGGAAGUUCCUUUGACCCAGAAGAGAGUGGCUGUGUACAUGCUGUCUGUGCUCGUUGCCAACAACCGGAGUGGUCAGAUUUUGGCUCACAGCUCUGGGUGUGUUCAAGUUCUGCUGGAUAUAUUCAGGUGUGCUUUUCCAGGCUCCAGUGAGUGUGAGGGCUCAGCUGUGUCUCCACUCUGGUCUUCAGCCUCCAGUGCCCUCUGUGGCUGUGUUAACAACCCUCAGAAUGAGGUUAACCAGGAUGUGUGUGUGAGUGUGUACCCUCUGGUGAAGUUGUGGUUGGACCAGUUGGUACUGCCAGCAAUAGAGCUGGCACAGCCUGUCUGUUCAUUCAUCGCCAUGACUGUCGCUAACAACAGUCGUGCACAGGAACAUUUUUGCUCAGUGGGUGGUGUGAUGUCUCUCACACGUGCUCUGAUAUGUGUGACCUCAGACACGCUCAGCGCAGCCAGCUGUAAACUGGCCGUCCUUUUUACCAAAACACUAUGUGCCUGCAUCACAGACAGCCCUGCAGUGGCAGCUGGCCUGUCUGAGAUGCAGUUGGUUCCUGAGUUGUUGUUGCUGCUGUCCAGUCCAAAUCUGGACCCCGCAGACCGCCUGUGUGUGGUGCUUACCAUUGCACACUGCACAGAUGCCAGUGAACAUCAUCAGACUCAGUUGUUGCUGACUGGGGGUCUUCCUCUCAUCAUCUCUCUGCUGACUGACAGUGCUGAUGAAGAGUUGAAAAAUGCAGCAAUAUUUGUCUUACAGACCUGUAAACAGAUUGCAGAGUCUGUGUCCCAGCCUGUGGAGGGUGGUGUGUGUGAUAUGGAGGAGCAGAGGAAGUCAGCCAGACAACUGCUGCAGAGAAUACAGCGCUUGGAGAAAAGUCAACAACAGGUCACACUCCCACAUUUUUUCCCUCAUCCGGUCACUCUGAAGACAGCAGAGAACAGACCACUGUCCCAGCCUGACGAUGAGAUUACUCUCUGUUCUGAUUUACUGAGUGAUGAGAUUGACAGGAUUCUCUGCACUCCACUGUCAACAGCACACAGUCACCCCCGCUGUGCAGGUUGUAUGUGCAGUGCAGAGGAAGUGGACAGCCGAGUGUUCAGUGCUGAGCUGCGUAGCUGCCAGUAUCUCUGUGACUUUCACUUACAUCUGCUGCAGACUGAGAACCAGCUCAAAACAUGCCUCAGACAGCACAGAGCCCUCAGGGGCCACCUUGUCCUGCAGUGGACAGUGACACGACUGAUAGAGGGACUGGAGUGGGACCGCACUGGUGGCCUGAUACUGGGACUGGGUCUGGUCUGGGACUGGGAAUGGUCUGGUCAGCUGAUGUGGGAGUUUUUAAGCAGCACUGUCAGUGAAAAACAGCAGGAAGAUGGUUGUGUUGAUGAGGCUGAUAAAAAUCCUGUCAGGAGGAAGAGGAGGAAUUUCUCUGAUGAGGAGCUGGUCUUCCUGCAGGAGGGAGUGAGGAGGUUUGGACACUGCUGGAACUCCAUUCUGUGGGCUUACCCAUUCACCCAGUCACGCACCAGUAUCGACCUCGCCAAGAAAUACCAACGCCUACAGAAGACCAGGACUCAGACUGAGGAGCAGACAGAGUGAGACUGGCCUCUCUGGAUGGGGU
This is a messenger RNA of Chanos chanos (milkfish), 1948 nucleotides long. It is a transcript of the gene terb1, whose product is annotated as telomere repeat binding bouquet formation protein 1. The transcript is spliced from 18 exons. Gene Ontology annotation, biological process: meiotic attachment of telomere to nuclear envelope; homologous chromosome pairing at meiosis. NCBI's taxonomy places the organism in Eukaryota, Metazoa, Chordata, Actinopteri, Gonorynchiformes, Chanidae. The record is from RefSeq and is a predicted model, not a curated record. The coding region runs from base 1 to 1926 and encodes 641 amino acids.